This is a messenger RNA of Anolis sagrei ordinatus, 5603 nucleotides long. NCBI's taxonomy places the organism in Eukaryota, Metazoa, Chordata, Lepidosauria, Squamata, Anolidae. The record is from RefSeq and is a predicted model, not a curated record.
GUAGUCUCAUAUAAUCCAUUUCAAAGCAGAUAAUGUUGAUUAUCAGCUUUGAUAAUCUCUAGAUUAUAUGGCAGUGAAGAAAAGGCCUCAGUGUUCCAACAAUGCUUUUUAAACAGUUAUCAAACAAAUAAGGUUUUGCUUCUCAUUAUUUGCUUUGGAUGUUGUUUUUAAUAGUCAGUGAUUCAAUGGAUCCUGAAACAUGUGAAGCUGAAAAAUACUGGAGCAAUGGAUUUGCAGCACUACAGAUCUGUAUUGAUGCAGUGUUGAUAAAGUACAAGACCAAUCAUUCAGUUUUGGAAAAACUGGAAUCAACACAAGCCAUCAUGAUGGGAAAAUCUGCUGGUACAGAAAUAGAUCAUUAUAUUCGCUUGGUUGUAUUACUUUACCUUGUGGUUGCUUUUUCACCAUUUGGCAAUUUCUUGGCAAUCCACAUUGUGACAGAGAAAGAAAAAAACCUGAAAGAAUUCUUAACAGUAAUGGGACUUCACGACACAGCUUUUUGGCUUUCUUGGGUUUUACUCUACGCCAGUCUGGUUUUUGUCAUGUCCCUUCUCAUGUCCGUCAUUGCAACAUUUUCUUCACUCUUUGGUCAAAGUAGCAGCUUUGUGAUAUUUCUUCUUUUUUUCCUAUAUGGAUUAUCCUCUAUUUCAUUUGCAUUUAUGUUAACUUCUAUUUUCAAAAAAUCAACGUAUGCUGGUACAGUUCAAUACUUUGCAACCCUGGCUUUUGGUAUUCUGGGCCUGACUGUUGUCUUGGCAGAAGAUUUCCCAAAGUCCUUUGUGUGGUCGCUUAGCCCACUGUGUGAAUGCAUAUUUUUAGUUGGCGUUGCACAGGUUAUGCAUCUGAAAGAUUAUGAAAAUGGAGCUGUUUUCUCCAAUUUAACUCUUGGCCCGUAUCCACUCCUUAUUGUUUUUACCCUAUUGGCCCUUGAUAGCAUACUUUACCUACUCUUGGGAGUUUAUUUGGAUCAAGUGCUGCCAGGGGAAUAUGGAUUGCGACGAAGCUUUUUUUACUUCCUCAAGCCAUCGUUUUGGUUAAAACGAACAAGAAAUUAUAAAGAAUUAUGUGAGAGCAGCAUUGGCGGGAGCGUGGAUGUCAAUGAGAUCAUUGAACCUGUAUCUCCUGAAUUUCAGGGAAAGGAAGCUAUAAGGAUCAGCUGUGUGCAGAAAUCUUUUGUCAAAAAAGGCGAAACUGUCGAGGCUCUGAAAAGUCUCUCCUUUAACAUAUAUGAAGGUCAGAUCACAGCCUUGCUUGGACAUAGUGGAACAGGAAAAACGACAUUAAUGAGCAUCCUGUGUGGAUUGUGCCCACCUUCUGACGGAUUUGCAAUGAUAUAUGGAUGCAAAGUUUCUGAAAUAGAUGAAAUGCUGGAGAUGAGAAAGAUAAUAGGAGUUUGCCAGCAAUUAGAUGUAUAUUUUGAUGUGUUAACGGUUCAAGAGAAUUUAUCAAUUAUUGCCUCAAUUAAAGGCAUACCUCCCAAUGAUAUGAUACAAGAGGUCCAAAAAGUUUUACUAGAUUUGGACAUGCAAAACAUUAAAGAUAACCAGGCUUCAAAACUUAGUGGAGGACAGAAAAGAAAACUGGCAGUUGGAUUUGCAGUCCUUGGAGAUCCAAAGGUAUUACUCUUGGAUGAACCAACGGCUGGCAUGGAUCCAUGCUCUCGACAUACAGUUUGGAACCUCCUGAGAAACAGAAAAGCCAAUCGAGUUACAGUGUUCAGUACCCAUUUCAUGGACGAAGCAGACAUUAUUGCAGAUCGGAAAGCUGUGAUUUCCCAAGGAAUGCUGAAAUGUCUUGGCUCCUCUCUCUUCCUUAAGACAAAAUGGGGGAUUGGUUACCGAUUGAGUAUGCACAUAGACAGGUAUUGCAACACCGAAGGCACAGCCUCUUUGAUCAGGCAGCACAUUCCUGAAGCCAGCUUGUUAAAACAGAAUGAAGAGCAGCUUGUAUAUGCCUUACCUUUCAAAGACAUGGACAAGUUUUCAGCACUAUUUGCUGAUCUAGAUGGUCAUUCCCAUUUGGGUGUUAUUUCUUAUGGAGUUUCCAUGACAACCUUGGAGGAUGUGUUUCUCAAGUUGGAAGUUAAAGCUGAAAUUGACCAAGCGGAUUUUGGUGUUUUUGAUGCUGAGCAAACUGAAGAGGAAGCGGAUGGAAAAUCUGUUAAUGAGGUAGAGCAAAGCCUGCUCAUGUUAUCUGAGACGAAAGCUUCUACUCUAAACACUAAGGAACUUUGGAAAAAACAAGCCUUCCAGAUAGCAAAGGUUCAUUUUCUUAGCCUCAAACGUGACACUAAAUCAUUGGCUGAAAUAUGCUUGUUUUUUAUAGUAUUUCUGAUUAUAGAGAUGAAUAUUUUUAAUAUGUAUCACCGGCACUACUUCAAAAAUGCUGUCAAACUGUCUCCAGACCUUUACUUCCUUAAACCGAAUGAAGAUCGCCACAAGUACAAAACCAGCCUCCUUGUUCAAAAUGUCACAGACAUUGAUGAUAUCCUCAACACCCUUAGGAAUCAGAAUAUUCAGACAGAAGAGUUCAAUGGUAGCAAUUAUGUGUCAGUUGCUCCCCACAAUGCAGCAUUAAACAUCUCUCAUUCAGGCAAGAGCUACAUCUUUACUGCUGCUUUUAACUGCACCAUGGAGCAUUCUUUAUCUGUUAUGAUAAAUAUUAUUAGCAACCUAUAUCUGCACAGUUUAAAUGUAACGGAAAACAUCCAUGUCUGGAGUAGUUCUUUCUUUGCUAGAAUUACUGAUCGAUUUUUUGUGGUAUCGCUGAUUUUUCAAGGUGUCAGUAUAGCAGUCAUCAUAGCUGGAAUGCCAUCUCUUUAUGCCAUGGAGAAUGCAGAAAAUCACAGGAUCAAAGCCUACACGCAACUUAAGAUAUCGGGCCUUUAUCCAUCUGCCUACUGGUGUGGACAUGCCUUAAUUGACUUUCCUUUAUACUAUAGUUUUCUUCUUCUUAUGCUCGGAAUCUUGUAUAUUGUUCAUCGUGAUUUUAAUUUUUUAUCAGUAGAGUUUCUUGCUGUGGGUGUUUCCUUUAUCGGCUAUGUGCCGUCAGUAAUUCUGUUCCAUUAUAUUGUUUCUUUUACCUUCAAAACCAUACAAAACACUCAAGAAUUUUGGUCUUUCAUUUUUUCAGCGGUAUCUUCAAUUUGCUUUCUUGUUACUCAUGUGGCUUUUCUUUAUUGGUAUUCAACAGCGGUUAUAAUUCACAUUUGCUUUUGUGUAUUGAUUCCAAUCUACCCUCUUACUGGGUGUCUGAACUCUCUUCUCCAGGGAUUCUACAAGCUUGGUCACAAUAGAGAACAAAGUACAGAAAUGUUAUUGGCAUCAGCAGUAUCGCCUUAUGUUCAUUGUGUGAUUUGGCUCUUUCUUCUGUGCUAUCUUGAAGGGAAAUAUGGAGGCAAAUCAAUGAGACAGGAUUCAUUUUUCAGGACUCGCGGGAAACAGCGGCUAUGGAAGUUCCAAGAUGUGCCUUUGGACGAAGACAAUGAUGAAGAUGUUGUGGCUGAGAGGCUGAGGGUUAAAAAUAUGGCAAGUUGUGAGAGUACUGAGGAGAAACCUGCAAUUUUGGUCAGCAAUUUACAUAAAGAAUAUGAUGAAAAGACAGAUUUUCUUCUGGGGAAAAAAAGAAAGAAAGUGGCAGCAAAUCAUAUCUCUCUUUGUGUGAAAAAAGGGGAAAUCCUGGGAGUGCUAGGUCCCAAUGGAGCUGGGAAAAGCACACUGAUUAAUAUUCUGGCCGGAGAAGUGGAACCAACCUCAGGCCAGGUGCUGAUAGAUGAUCAUUCUGAGGCUGGAAAUAACGACAAUGAUGCCAUGAGAUUUAUGGGAUACUGUCCACAAACAAACUCUCUAUGGCCCAACAUCACAUUGCAAGAGCAUUUUGAAAUUUAUGGUACCAUUAAAGGAAUAAGUGCCAGUGAUAUAGCUGAAGUAAUAAAAUGCAUUUCCAAUGCACUUGAUCUUAAGGAACAUCUGCAGCAAACCACAAAGAAUCUUGGAGCAGGGAUCAAACGAAAGUUAUGUUUUGCCUUAAGUAUGUUUGGCAACCCCUAUGUUACUCUGCUAGAUGAGCCGUCCACUGGAAUGGAUCCUGUAGGAAUACAGCAGUUGUGGAAAGCAAUCCGAGCAGCGUUUAAAAGUAAACAGAGAGCAGCUAUUCUGACAACUCAUUAUAUGGCGGAAGCCGAGGCUAUAUGUGAUCGAGUAGCUAUCCUGGUGUCUGGAAAGUUAAGGUGUAUCGGAACAGUUCAACAUCUGAAGAGUAAAUUUGGCAAAGGUUAUUUCUUAGAAAUAAAAUUAAAAGAAGUGCCAAAUAUGUUGCAGAAGGAGUGUAUUCAAAGGAAGAUUUUCCACAUGUUUCCAAAUGCAAUUCAUCAGAAAAGUUUUUCUUUAAUUUUGGCCUAUAAAGUUCCAAAGGAAGAUGUCCACUCGCUUGCAGAAUCUUUUUCUGAACUGGAGGAAGCAAAACAUGCCUUUAACAUCGAAGAAUACAGCUUCUCUCAAGCAACACUGGAACAGGUAUUUGUGGAACUUGUCAGAGAACAAGAAGAGGAAGAUAGCAAUUUUGGAACGCUGAAUGGAACACUUAGUUGGGAACGAUCUCAAGGGGAUCGGGUUGUUUUCUGAUCUAUUCUGCUUUCAAUAGCAUCAUUUCUCAGGUUUUUCAAGAGGCGAUAUUUUUUCCUGUUUUGCAUGCUUGGUGAAGAUGAUAAUUUGAUGCCCACAUCAACAGUAAUCUAUCUUUUUGCCUUAUUAUUAAUGUUAUAAAUACUUCAAAAAUUCCUAAUGGUAUUGUUACUAGUGCAUGACUUACUUUUUUAAAUGAACAUUUCCAAUGCUUUUGUUUCUGUUUUGCUUGAUAAUUAUAGUCGAAAAAAGCCACUAUACAAUUAAGGAGGAUUUGUGAUUUUCUGUUGUAUCGUUAUUGACUAUGUCCAGAUCUACAAGAUUAGUGAACAACAUCUACUCCCUAAGCAAGAUACUACCAUGGGUAUUGAUUUUUAUUGAUUUUCCACAGGCUUUCUAUCAAUGUUAUGGCAUCAGAAAGUUUUUGGUAUUGAGUGCUGUAGAGUUUGUUACGAUUCCAGAGACAAGCGUUCAGUUUUCUGCUCAGUCAUGAGAACCAACUUGGGUUAUCUUGGACAAGUUAAAAACUUUCAGCACUAGGAAAUACCAUAACGUGGUUGUCUUAAGGUUGCCAUAAAUCAGAAACAACUUGAAGGUAUGCAACAACCCUGUUGUAUGAGAAAGAUUUCUUGGAGAGAAAAAACCCUUAUUUGUGCCUGUUUUCAAUCCACUCUUGACCUUUUGUUUAUAUCUCUAUUUUUGGAGUACCAUUUUGUACAAAAUUAUAAGAAGAGGUUUUUAUGACAUUCUCUUAGAAUCUGAAGUACAAAUUUUUACUCACUUCUGCCAAGAUAAGUUUGUUUAUGAGCAACUUGUCCAAUUUCCUUCAAGGUUUAUUACAGUUUUCUGCUAUGAUGUUCAUGUGACAAUCAAAUGAUAAACUAAUCUUGAAUCAGUUGUUAUAUUGGUGACCCAGGAGUCAAACACUGUAAAGUUUAACUGGUGACGUACCAUUAACUAAAAUACACAGAAUGUAUAUUU